This is a messenger RNA of Malania oleifera, 2216 nucleotides long. RefSeq lists its product as uncharacterized. The record is from RefSeq and is a predicted model, not a curated record. Bases 161 to 1954 code for a protein of 597 amino acids. The transcript is spliced from 22 exons. Gene Ontology annotation, biological process: pyrimidine nucleobase biosynthetic process; CTP biosynthetic process. NCBI's taxonomy places the organism in Eukaryota, Viridiplantae, Streptophyta, Magnoliopsida, Santalales, Ximeniaceae. Gene Ontology annotation, molecular function: identical protein binding; CTP synthase activity.
AUCAGCUUAGAAGGAAGAGCCCCUCGUGCAAGAAAAAUACAGUGGCUCGAACUCAUAAUAUUGAAGCUUUGGUAAAGGACAAAGCUUGAUGCUUAAAGGGUAUGGCUAAUAUGUACAAAUCACAUUAUAAAAAGGGCUCUGAUUACUAAGCAGGUGGGGAAUGCGUAGCGUUGAAUCCAGCGUCUUCCCGCCCAAACAUUACCACAAACAGUUCGCAUACAAGUAUACAACCACCAUACCAGAGAGAGAGAGAGAGAGAGAGAGAAUGAAGUACGUACUGGUGACAGGAGGAGUGGUGAGUGGGCUCGGCAAGGGCGUCACGGCGAGCAGUGUAGGCGUCGUCCUCAAAGCAUGUGGUCUGCGCGUCACCUCGAUCAAAAUAGAUCCUUACUUGAACAUGGAUGCUGGUACCAUGUCUCCAUUUGAGCAUGGGGAGGUUUUCGUUCUUGAUGAUGGUGGCGAGGUUGAUUUAGAUCUGGGUAACUAUGAGCGCUUCCUGGAUGUGACGCUUACAAGAGAGAAUAACAUCACUACUGGAAAGAUAUAUCAGUCUGUCCUUGAGAAGGAACGAAGAGGUGAUUAUCUUGGAAGGACUGUCCAGGUGGUCCCACACAUCACAGAUGCCAUCAAGAAUUGGAUCGAAUCUGUCUCUGUCAUUCCUGUUGAUGGUGAAGAGGGCCCAGCAGAUGUUUGUGUGAUAGAGUUGGGAGGAACAGUAGGUGACAUUGAAUCGAUGCCAUUCAUUGAGGCUUUGCGACAAUUAUCCUUUUCAGUUGGACAACACAACUUCUGCCUCAUUCAUGUGAGCCUUGUACCCGUUCUAGGUGUUGUAGGAGAGCAAAAAACGAAACCUACGCAGCAUAGUGUGAGGGAAUUGAGAGCACUAGGCCUGACUCCUCAUCUGUUAGCAUGUCGUUCUGCUCAGCCUUUACUGGAUAAUACAAAGGAGAAACUUUCACAAUUUUGCCAUGUUCCAGCUGCAAAUAUUCUAAAUGUCUAUGAUGUUCCAAACAUUUGGCAUAUUCCUCUUUUACUUCAGAAUCAAAAUGUUCAUAAUGCCAUCCUGAAACAGCUGAACCUACUUAGGAUUGCUGCAUCUCCUGAUUUACAAGAGUGGACAAAGAGAGCAGAAAUAUAUGAUAAUCUCACAAACUCUGUCAGGAUUGCUAUGGUUGGCAAAUAUGUUGGCCUAACAGAUUCCUAUCUGUCUGUUGUAAAGGCCCUUCUCCAUGCUUGCGUUGCGUGCUCUUUGAAGCCAUCAGUUGACUGGAUUGCGGCUUCUGAUCUUGAGGAUGAUAGUGCAAAAUUGAACCCAGAAGCUCAUGCCAAUGCGUGGAAGACCCUAAGGAAUGCAGCAUGUGUCUUGGUUCCUGGUGGCUUUGGAGAUCGUGGAGUGAGUGGAAUGAUACUGGCCGCAAAGUAUGCUAGAGAGAAUAAUGUUCCUUAUCUUGGGAUUUGCUUGGGCAUGCAGAUUUCUGUGAUUGAGUUUGCGAGAUCUGUUUUGGGUCUGGAAAAGGCAAACAGCACAGAGUUUGAUGCUCAGACACCCAAUCCUGUUGUAAUUUUCAUGCCAGAGGGUUCAAAAACACACAUGGGGAGCACAAUGAGAUUAGGAUCUCGGAGAACGCUGUUCCAGACUCCUGAUUGCAUUACAUCUAAGCUGUACCAUAAUUCACAGUAUGUGGAUGAACGACAUCGACAUAGAUAUGAGGUCAACCCAGAAGCGAUUGGCACUCUAGAAGAAGCUGGCCUCAAAUUUGUUGGGAAGGAUGAAAGUGGAAGACGAAUGGAGAUAGUAGAACUUCCAAGUCAUCCAUUUUAUUUAGGAGUGCAAUUUCACCCAGAAUUCAAAUCACGGCCUGGGAGACCUUCAGCUCCAUUUUUAGGUCUUAUCUUGGCAACAACAGGGCAAUUGGAAGCUUAUCUCAAGAAAAAUCAACAGAAUGGAAUUUAGUAUGCAGCUUGUAACUCUUUUGUACCCCAAAUUCUCUCUUACAAGGUGGAUCAGUUUUUGAGAGGAUAAAUUUUUUAGGAACUUACAUAUAAGGAAUCAAAAAAUAAUUGAUUUUUGGGCUCUUUUUUGGGCUUUUUUCGAGCCUGAAAGUCGAUCGAGGUACUGAAUCUUUUCCCUUUUGGGCAUCAUAUCAUACAAAUGUAAGAGACACCUUAUACUUAAAAAUGAUCAAUCACAUUUAAUUGGGUUGCUUGCUUACCCU